Messenger RNA from Trifolium pratense (red clover), 525 nucleotides. RefSeq lists its product as uncharacterized. Bases 1 to 525 code for a protein of 174 amino acids. The record is from RefSeq and is a predicted model, not a curated record. The transcript has a single exon. Lineage: Eukaryota; Viridiplantae; Streptophyta; Magnoliopsida; Fabales; Fabaceae.
AUGGAAUCCUUCUCCUUCAAGUUAAGAGUGAAUCCAAUCUCUAAACCCAUCUCACCAAACACUCCUUCUUUGAAUAGUUACUUCACCAUUCGUUUUCGUUAUAACCACUUGACUAUUUCUUCUACAUCCAAUAAUCCAAAAAACCCUAUCUUUAAUUACACAACACCUAUCAACGACAACUUCUCGAUUCCUCGUGAAGUCUUAUGCAAUUAUAGUAGACACACAAUCAUGGAUUCCAUUGAUAACACUCGCUUUUUGAUCGACACCUUUCAUGAUGUGCCUUAUUAUGUAUUACCUGAAGUUCUACAUCAAAUGGGAGAUUGGGCUAGAAAUAUGGUUGCACCCAACACUGAAGGAUGUGGAAUGUUGCAUAUGAAUGUAUUGCUUCAGAUUGUUACUAGAGUCGAUAUGGGGUUUUCACCGAGAUUGGAUGUUGAAACUACUACCUCAAAGUCUACGGAUCAAUGUUCAAUUUGUUUGGAAGAAUUUUGCAACGGAUUCCGUAAAGAAUGUCUUAUCAAGUAG